GGCCCGGUGAAGGCCUCUCCUCUGCUCCCGCCGCGGCCGCCGCGGCCGCCGCCGCCGCCGAGCUUGCAGCCCGGGUCCUUCCGCAGCCAGGGCUCAGGCUAGCUGCCUUCCCUGGGCGCCCUGUCCUGGAGCCAUGGGGCCCACCUAGCCCCUGCCUGCCCGGAUGUCCCGGCCCCGGGACGGCUGAUCUCGGCUGCAGGGGGACACCCCCCAACGCCCCCUCGCCAGCCUCAGCAGCCAGAGACCCUGGGUGAGCCCCUGGGCCCGACCUCCAGCCCAGGGCAGUCUCCCACACCCCCCUGCCCCUGUUCCUCUCCUCCUCCCCCGCUCCCUCCUCCUCCUCCUCGGACUGGACCUGAGAAGCCACUGUGGCCACUGGGGGGGGCCCUUCCCCCCAAGCUCUUGCCAGCCUCCCCCAGGAGUCCACAGGGCGUCCAGGGUCCCCACCAGGCCUGGCGGGACCAGGAUGCUGCCCCCUCUCCUCCCCCCCGGCCGCACCCAACUCCCCCACCCACCCGAACACCCAGUCUGACUGGAGACAGCCGGAUGCCGGCUGACCCUGGGCCCGAGGCGGGCAGUGGCUGGCCGAGCUUCCUCAUGUCCUGCCUGAAGGGCCCCCAUGUCAUCCUCAGGAUGGAGGCCAUGAAGAUGGUCCACCCUGAGAAGUUCCCCGAGCUGCAGGCGGCCGCCCCCUGCUUCCCACCUGCACCCCGGCCCACCCCUGCUCUGGCGCCCAAGAGAGCCUGGCCCUCAGACACAGAGAUCAUCGCCAACCAGGCCUGUGGGGGGGACAUGCCUGCCUUGGGAGGGGCGCCCUGCACCCCGCCACUGCCACGUCGGCCCCGCAAGGGCAGCACGGAGCUGGGCUUCCCCCGGGUGGCGCCGGCGGACGAGGUCAUCGUGAAUCAGUAUGUGAUUCGGCCUGGCCCUGCGGCCUCAGGGGCCUCCGCGGCAGCGGCAGCGGCUGCAGGAGAGCCUCUGGAGUGCCCCACCUGCGGGCACACGUACAACGUCACGCAGCGGCGGCCCCGCGUGCUGUCCUGCCUGCACUCUGUGUGUGAGCAGUGCUUGCAGAUUCUCUACGAGUCCUGCCCCAAGUACAAGUUCAUCUCCUGUCCCACCUGCCGCCGCGAGACUGUGCUCUUCACUGACUACGGCCUGGCUGCGCUGGCCGUCAACACGUCCAUCUUGAGCCGCCUGCCACCCGAGGCACUGACCGCUCCGUCCGGUGGCCAGUGGGGGGGCGAGCCUGAGGGCAGCUGCUACCAGACCUUCCGGCAGUACUGCGGGGCCGCGUGCACCUGCCACGUGCGGAACCCGCUGUCUGCCUGCUCCAUCAUGUAGCGCCCGCCCGCCCGCCC
Molecule: messenger RNA, 1361 nt
Organism: Lagenorhynchus albirostris (white-beaked dolphin)
Lineage: Eukaryota; Metazoa; Chordata; Mammalia; Artiodactyla; Delphinidae
Gene: RNF208
Product: ring finger protein 208
Exons: 1
Coding region: 547-1344 (265 amino acids)
Biological process (GO): protein ubiquitination
Molecular function (GO): ubiquitin protein ligase activity
Source: RefSeq, a predicted model, not a curated record